AAACAGAAUUUGAGGGCCUGCAACACCUCAGUCUGUAUUUUUAGUGAUCCUUACAGAUUGAUCACUUCUUAAUUUAAAAAAAUGUAAGCUAGUAUUAUGUCACCUGCUCCUUGGAGCAGGGGCGGACUGACAACUCAUGGGGCCCCCGGGCAAUAGGGGAUCGUGGGGUCCCUGUGUCCUCACCCACACUCAAACCACACCCAAAAAAGCCUAUGAAAGGUACCAGGGGCAUCUCAUGGGGCCCCCUACUGACCCCGGGCCCUCGGGCAGUGCCCGAGUUUCCAAA
Molecule: messenger RNA, 286 nt
Organism: Staurois parvus
Lineage: Eukaryota; Metazoa; Chordata; Amphibia; Anura; Ranidae
Source: the annotation of a GenBank genome assembly